CCCACGGGACUCCAACCCGGAACUAGUCUCGGCUCCCUUGGGAAGGCCGCGGCCCCUGGCCAGGAGCGGGACCCUAACCCCUGAGUGCGGGCCACGGGGUCCAGGCCUUGAACAGAGGGACGUCCUCGUUCUCGGAGGCACCAGACCAGGCGCGCCCUUGGCCGGAGCUUAGACGGUCUGGAAACUACAGGCGCCCCUGCCCUGGCUGGACCAUGGCGCCCCCGCGGAACGUGGUGAAGAUCGCGGUCCAGAUGCCUGACGCCAUCCCGCAGCUCAUCCAGCUGGACCAGGCAAAGCCUCUGGCCGCUGUGCUGAAGGAGGUGUGCGACGCGUGGAGCUUGGUUCACUCGGAACGCUACGCCCUGCAGUUUGCUGAUGGACAUAGGAGCUACAUCACUGAGAACAACCGCACAGAGAUCAAGAAUGGCAGCAUCCUGUGCCUCAGCACUGCCCCAGACCUUGAGGCUGAGCGGCUGUUGGGUGGGCUGCAGAGUGGGAGUCGUGAAAGGCGCCGGGAAGCUCUGCAGCACCUCGUCUUGCUGGCCCCGGACGUCACCUUUGCCCAGGAGGUCAUCAGCCGUGAUGGGCUUCAGAGACUAGGCACCAUCAUUGAGGAUGGGGAUGACUUAGGGGAGGUGCUGACCCUUGCACUGAGGGCCUUCUUGGAGCUCAUGGAACACGGCAUGGUGUCCUGGGAGACGCUCAGCAUCCCCUUUGUUAGGAAGGUGGUGUGCUACGUGAACAUGAACCUGAUGGAUGCAUCUGUGCAGCCCCUGGCCCUCAGGCUGCUAGAGAGUGUGACCUUGAGCAGCCCUGCUCUGGGCCAGCUGGUCAAGAGUGAGGUACCACUGGAUAGGCUGCUGGUCCACCUACAGGUGAUGAACCAGCAGCUACAAACCAAGGCUAUGGCAUUGCUGACAGCCUUGCUCCAGGGGGCUGACCCUGCUGAACGCAAGCACAUGCUUGGCUACCUGUGGCAGAGAAACCUUCGCCAGUUCAUCUAUAAGAACAUCAUCCACAGUGCAACACCAUUGGGCGACGAGAUGGCUCACCAUUUGUAUGUACUGCAGGCCCUUAUGUUGGGGCUGCUGGAGCCACGCAUGAGGACGCCACUGGACCCCUACAGCCAGGAACAGCGGGAGCAGCUGCAGGCCCUGCGCCAGGCUGCCUUUGAGUCGGAGGGGGAGUCUCUGGGCACUGGGCUGAGUGCCGACCGCCGCCGUUCCUUGUGUGCCCGCGAGUUCCGAAAACUGGGCUUCUCUAAUAGCAACCCUGCACAGGAUCUAGAGCGCGUGCCCCCUGGCCUGCUGGCCCUGGACAACAUGCUCUACUUCUCCAGACACGCACCUAGUGCCUAUAGCCGGCUGGUGUUGGAGAACAGCAGCCGUGAGGACAAGCAUGAGUGCCCCUUUGCCCGGAGCAGCAUCCAGCUGACCGUGCUGCUGUGCGAGCUGCUCCGCGUCGGGGAGCCCUGCUCCGAAACAGCCCAGGACUUUUCGCCCAUGUUUUUCGGCCAAGACCAGAGUUUCCAUGAGCUCUUCUGUGUGAGCAUCCAGCUGCUGAAUAAGACCUGGAAGGAGAUGCGAGCCACCCAGGAGGACUUCGACAAGGUCAUGCAGGUGGUGCGGGAGCAGCUGGCCCGUACGCUGGCCCUGAAGCCCAGCUCCCUGGAGCUUUUCCGAACCAAGGUGAAUGCACUUCCCUAUGGGGAGGUGCUGCGGCUGAGGCAGACAGAGCGGCUGCAUCAGGAGGGCACGCUGGCCCCUCCCAUACUGGAGCUACGGGAGAAGCUGAAGCCAGAGCUCAUGGGCCUGAUCCGUCAGCAGCGUUUGCUCCGCCUCUGCGAGGGGACACUCUUCCGCAAAAUCAGCAGCCGGAGGCGCCAGGACAAGCUGUGGUUCUGCUGCCUGUCCCCCAACCACAAGGUGCUGCAGUACGGGGACGUGGAGGAGGGCGCCAGCCCACCCACCCUGGAGAGCCUGCCUGAGCAGCGUGAGGAGGACGGGGCAGGGGUCCGGGUCAGCCACCUGCCCUCCCGAGACCACCCCCUGUGCGGGGCCCGCGUGGGUCCCAGUGGUCAGCCCGGCCUUCUUCCCGCAGUCGCUGUGGCCGAUAUCAAGGCACUGCUCACAGGCAAAGACUGCCCCCACGUCCGGGAGAAGGGCUCAGGGAAGCAGAACAAGGAUCUCUAUGAGUUAGCCUUCUCCAUCAGCUAUGACCACGGGGAGGCGGACGCAUACCUCAACUUCAUUGCCCCAUCCAAACGGGAGUUUCACCUGUGGACAGAUGGGCUGAGCGCCUUGCUCGGCGGUCCCAUGGGCAGUGAGCAGACUCGGCUGGACCUGGAACAGCUGCUGACGAUGGAGACCAAGCUGCGGUUGUUGGAGCUGGAGAAUGUGCCCAUUCCCGAGCAGCCGCCUCCCAUUCCCCCGCCCCCCACCAAUUUCAACUUCUGCUAUGACUGCAGCAUCACUGAGCCUUGACAGUGAGGUUGGCCAUGGGCCACAGCUGCUGGCAUUGGUAACCGUGAAGGGUGGAGGGUGGUAAAACCCAGACACCCUGACCAGCAGAGGCUGCUGCAGAAAUAAAGUCUGCUUGACUCUGG
This is a messenger RNA of Leptonychotes weddellii (Weddell seal), 2605 nucleotides long. It is a transcript of the gene ELMO3, whose product is annotated as engulfment and cell motility 3. The record is from RefSeq and is a predicted model, not a curated record. Lineage: Eukaryota; Metazoa; Chordata; Mammalia; Carnivora; Phocidae. Gene Ontology annotation, biological process: actin filament organization; cell motility.